Oncorhynchus masou masou (cherry salmon) is the source of this 794-nucleotide messenger RNA. RefSeq names its product C-type lectin BML-1-like. The record is from RefSeq and is a predicted model, not a curated record. Lineage: Eukaryota; Metazoa; Chordata; Actinopteri; Salmoniformes; Salmonidae. The coding region runs from base 26 to 784 and encodes 252 amino acids. The transcript has a single exon.
GAGUAGCUCUGAGUACUGGGACAUCAUGCAGAGGAAGAGCAGCUUCACUGGGCUCCUCAUCACUGCUCUGUGUGCAGUGGUCUCCUGUUGUCUGAACAAACAGUUCCACUUUGUGAAUGAAGGAGGAAAGACCUGGGAAAAGGCUCAGCACUACUGCAGAGAGAAGUACAUUGACCUGGCCUUCAUCAGCAACCAAGACGAAGUAGAUGAGGUCAAUGACAUAUCAACAACGGAUUAUGUUUGGAUUGGUCUGUACAGAGAUCCCUCUCACCCAACGGAAUGGAAGUGGUCUGGAGGGUGGAACUCAUCAUUUAGGUUUUGGGAGGAAGGCCAGCCAAACAAUCUCAAUGGCAUCCAGAACUGUGUCGAUGUGAAGAACAAUCAGAUGAAUGAUAAGCAAUGCACUGAAAAAUAUUUAUUCUUGUGCUUUGAUCUGAACGUGGUCCUGGUGAAGGAGAACAAGACAUGGGAGGAGGCUCUGGAGCACUGCAGGAAGCACUACACUGACCUCACCAGCCUGCUGUCUGAGAAUGAGCAGCUCCUCGUCCAGAGAAUGAUGAAUUCAAAGGGGGCCCAGACAGACCAUGUGUGGACGGGACUGCGCUUCCUGGCCAGCGAGUGGCUGUGGGUGAACGGGGACCCCCUGGAGUACCAGGCCUGGACCGGGGGGAGGCUGCCCCACUGCCCCGCCCAACACCUCCGCUGUGGGACCCUGGCCAGAGAGGGAGAGCUUUGGGGAACCAGGGGCUGCGAGGAGAGGAGGAACUUCCUCUGCUCCACAUGACUGACUUCUA